Trichoplax adhaerens is the source of this 627-nucleotide messenger RNA. RefSeq lists its product as uncharacterized. NCBI's taxonomy places the organism in Eukaryota, Metazoa, Placozoa, Uniplacotomia, Trichoplacea, Trichoplacidae. The coding region runs from base 1 to 627 and encodes 208 amino acids. The record is from RefSeq and is a predicted model, not a curated record. Gene Ontology annotation, molecular function: ubiquitin protein ligase activity. The transcript has 3 exons.
AUGAAAUUUCAUGAAUGCCGCGGACUUAAUAUCUCACUUUCAAAUGAUGGAAAAGCUGCUGCUCGAACUCAUGGGUUUAGCAAUGGUAUAGUGUUUAGUAGUAGACCCAUCAGACCCAAUGAAGUGUUUACUAUUUUAAUAGAAGAGAUACAACCGGAUUGGUCUGGCAAUUUACGUUGUGGUUUCACAUGGGAAAAUAUCGAUAGGCAUUUUGAGGUACCUGAGUAUUCAUUACCGGGCAUGACCAAUCAAGGCAAAACUCGUGUUAUUGCAUUGCCAACAAAGAUUGCAAUCUCGGACGAACUGAAGGAUGAAGGAUCUCCUAAGCAUGUGUUACUAGAUGAAGGCACAACAAUUGGGUUAAAGUACAACUUGAAAGGCCAAAUUCAUUUAAUCAUCAACCACACAGAUUUAGGGCCGGUGGUUCAAAACGUACUUAUAAAUCAGGAUGUAUAUGCAAUCGUUGAUAUUUAUGGCUCAACAACAAAAGUUAAAGUAUUAUCACCUGAAGUACAACCACUUCAUGAGAUAUGUACGGUGGCGUUAUCUCGUCUGGUACCAAAAGCUAAGAUAUCAGCUUUACCAUUGCCGCGGAAAUUUAUUAAAAGUUUGCAAUCAUCGAUGUAA